Enterospora canceri is the source of this 534-nucleotide messenger RNA. The record is from the annotation of a GenBank genome assembly. NCBI's taxonomy places the organism in Eukaryota, Fungi, Microsporidia, Enterocytozoonidae.
AUGUUAUUCUGCACAUCGUGCAAUCGCACCAUUGAGGACACAGAGCACUACAAGACGGAGAUGCACGUCCUAAACAGCAUGCGGAAGUGCAGAGGGGAGGAGCCAAUCGCAUACGCGGACUGCGAGAGCUGCUCGUCUUCAGACGAGGUCUCUUUGAGAGGAAGCGACUCUGGUGAAUUCGAGUCGCUGAGCAGAAGGGGCCUGGACAUCCACGCUGGAAUUACGGUGAAUUUGGCCAAUGAGAGGGCGACCUGCAUCUUCUGCCCUGAGACUGGGACACCAGUUCACUACCACAAAAUGCAUGGACUCGAUUCAGAGCAAAUUAGCUUCGUAUUCAGUGGAAUCUGCUUCAUUUGCAAGGAUGGUUUCGUGACACAGGGGGAGUUAGUGAGACAUAUGGAGCAAAACAGGCACCGAAACGUGCUGACUGAUGGCGUCAGUCUCUACCUGGAAAAUGGGAAGAUUCUCCACCAGGACAAAAUGAAAAUGACAAAUUGCCACGGAUUUGGAAGCCAGGGAUUCAGAAGGAGCUAG